Messenger RNA from Penicillium chermesinum, 1371 nucleotides. RefSeq names its product putative mitochondrial carrier protein. Gene Ontology annotation, biological process: mitochondrial transmembrane transport. The transcript has 2 exons. NCBI's taxonomy places the organism in Eukaryota, Fungi, Ascomycota, Eurotiomycetes, Eurotiales, Aspergillaceae. The record is from RefSeq and is a predicted model, not a curated record. The coding region runs from base 1 to 1371 and encodes 456 amino acids.
AUGCCCACCGACCGAGCCUUAUCUGAAACCUCAACCACUCCAUUCGCUACAGAGAGCGAAUUUAUCAGCGACUCGGACUCCUCCUUGGAGGCGUCAUGGAAAUCCAACCUUGAGGACUCUACACUGAUGGCGGCUCCAGCAGCAUCGGGCCAUGUCCCGGCUGUUGACGCCGACCCCACGGCCGAGAACAUAACAGUCGGACAGCGCAUGAUAUCAGCGACCGCGGGGAAUAUCUUCACCGGCCUACUUGUUACACCUCUUGAUGUUGUGCGCGUUCGUUUACAGUCACAGAAUCAAUUCACCAACCUAUCCCCAUAUGUCUCCCAUACAACAGGAAGCCUGAAGAAUCUACCGAAGAACCUUGGAAUCACCGCCUGCUGCCGAGAGGUAUUUUGGGUCGGAGACAAUGCGCAAAUGUGUAUGGUAGGGUCGCAGGCUACUAUGGUCUCAAGCCAGGCGCAUCCGGCCCUGGAUUGCGCCGUGGAAGAAACCCAGCGACGGACCUUCACCUCGACGCUGGAUGGACUGCGGAAGAUUGCCCGGAAUGAAGGUUUCCUCACGCUGUGGCGAGGGCUCAGUGCGACUCUUAUGAUGGGCAUCCCAGCAAACAUUAUCUACUUCGCCGGAUAUGACUGGCUACGGACGGAUGACCGCAGCCCAAUCAGCGCUUUUGUCUCCGACACAUACGCUCCGUUUGUAGCAGGCGCCGUCGCCCGGACAGCUGCGGCCUCCGCAACCAGUCCCGUCGAGAUGUUCCGCACGCGCCUCCAGGCCACCCCAGGCACCGGCGCGGGCCAUUUCAAGAACACUUUGAGCGACCUCCACCAGAUGACUCAAGUAAGGGGCUAUGCUUCACUCUGGCGCGGUUUGUCCCUGACUAUGUGGCGCGAUGUUCCCUUCUCCGGUCUAUACUGGUGGGGAUAUGAAAAGGUCAAGGAAGGUCUGGAGUCAGCGCGUCGAAACGCGCCGCAUAAUCCUGCUUCCGACCGAGUCACCCCUUCCACAGCCACUGCUUUCCUUGACAGCUUCGUUGCUGGUGCCACUUCAGGGUCAGUCGCGGCUCUAGUCACUACACCUUUCGAUGUUGGAAAGACCCGACAGCAGGUCUACCGGCAUAUGGAUGAAAUCAUCCCUUCCUCCUCCUCAAAUCAAGCUCCCCGCCUUCCAAAGACCGUUGUCCCGGAGCAGCUGUCUCUUCCGAAGUUCCUCAUGCAUAUUUAUCGAGAAGAAGGAGCAGCUGGACUCUUCCGAGGCUGGUCAGCACGCUGCCUCAAAGUCGCACCGGCGUGUGCGAUCAUGAUCUCGACAUAUGAGCUUGGAAAGCGCAUGGCACGAGAGGUCAACGAGCGGCGACAUACCGAUAAUUCGUGA